AUGUCAUUAUCUAGGCUGCUACGAUAUAACCAGAGAAACAAUAAGACAACGGCUUCUCUAACAGCAGAGCAUGCCUUUUCCGAUGAAUGGGCCCCCUCUGCUUUGUUGAACGAUUCUGUCAACAUUGAUAUAAACAUGGCCGCUAAGACUGGCGAAGCGCUGAAUGGGUCAUAUAAUUCCGUUUCGUCUUCUUUGCCUGAGCAGAAUAUGCUAAGGACAGGUUGUACAAAAUCUUUUCAAGACGACGAGGGCGUUGAAUUGCAGAAGCUGACCACAUGCUGGAUGGCGAAAAUUGACACGGAGAUGCCCGAAAACAUAUCCAAGAUCGACUCAAAUAUCAUUUCCUCUCCCGUGGUCAGUCAGGUUGAGGCAAGAUUCAUUGUCCCCAGAGACAAAUUGAGGAAAAACUACGUCGAUUUUGCGACAUCUUUCGCGAACUCGCUAAGUUUACCUAAGAGUUACAGCAAAUUUUUUUUUUUUGCAUCCAAGAAAAGCAAAAGCAUUACCAAAAAGCACCAAUCUAGUGACGUCGGUGAUUGUCCUGACGACGACCAUUUUUCCGCCAGAAAUGAUCACGAUCUCCCAAUUACUACAACCACGAUGGUAUGCGACGAAAUUGCCUCCACUUCUCCGCAGCAUGAAUAUGGAGUCUACGGUCAGGACGGAGUAUGUACUACUCAUGUCUAUUCCCUCGAGGACUCAAUCUCUUCCCUUUCCACCAAUCCUCUCGACGAUACGUAUUCAGAAGCCGUUCAUAUAAACACAAGACAUAUUGAGAACACCGAGAGUACUACACACUCAAGAAAGUCCUCCUAUACAACGUCGUUAUCGAACAUCAAACGUCUUUUCAAAAUAUCAUCUUUUAACAACCACAAUAAUAAGUUGUAUGAUCCCGCAAGCACUAUAGCGGACGAUUAUGCCAUUGCGUCGUCCUUGAAUGAAACCACCUCUUCCUAUGUUUCAACCGCAUCAUUUUCUGUCAUGAGCGAGAAUGAAGACAGCGAUAGGGAUCAUGUCAUCCAGGCCUUAUAUAGCAAUAUUGAGGCAUCCACUGAUUUGGUUUCCAAGAAAUACAAAGACCUGAACGUUGUUCUUGGUGAAGGUUCAGGCGGUAAAGUGAAACUGGUUCAACGGGUUUUGGAUAACAAAGUAUACGCACUAAAGGAGUAUCGAUCCAAGAAAAAAAAAGAAUCUGAGAGGAAUUAUAUCAAGAAAGUAAUAUCCGAAUAUUGUAUUGCAUCCACUUUGAAAAACCCGAAUAUUUGUGAGACUUUGGAAAUACUGUAUGAAGAUGGUAAAAUUUUCCAGAUUCUGGAGUAUUGCGAAUACGAUUUAUUCGCUUUGGUUAUGAGUGAAAAAAUGCAAUAUGAUGAGAUAUGCUGUCUUUUCAAACAGCUUAUCAAUGGCGUAAAAUACCUGCACGAUAUCGGUCUUUCUCAUCGUGACUUGAAACUAGAUAAUUGUGUUGUGACGCGGAAAGGAAUCUUGAAGUUGAUUGACUUUGGCGCCUCCAGUGUCUUCCACUAUCCAUUUUCCUCGCGGUUGAUUGAAGCAAAUGGAAUUGUUGGUAGCGACCCCUACCUAUCGCCAGAAGUCUUUUAUUUUGAAGAAUACGAUCCAAGAGCACUCGACAUUUGGUCUAUUGGGAUAAUCUUCUUCUGCAUGAUAACCAGAAGGUUCCCUUGGAAGUAUCCUAAAGUUAAGGAUGAUCAAUUCAAAGCAUUCUGUUCAGGAAGAGGUGUGCCAUCUUUCAAUGAGCUAGUGACAAGACCCGCUGCCGAUGACGAGAAUCAGUAUGAUGAUGGCUACGAAGAAGGAGUCAUCGAUAUGGGUCCCAAUUUCCUUUUGCACAGACUCCCCGAGGAAAGCCACACCAUAAUGAGGCGUGUACUGGAAAUUUCACCUUUCAAGAGAACUACUGUAAACAAGAUACUGCAGGAUGACUGGGUCAAAGGAAUAGAAAUGUGCCAAGUGGUGGGUCUGGCGGGCCCAGAUGAGGCAUCACCUGAAAUCAUAAACAAUGGAGAUCAUAUCCAUACUAGUAUUGACCAACGAUACGCCCAUAUCGGUAGUCUGCAUCAACAAACAUAA
Messenger RNA from Saccharomyces kudriavzevii IFO 1802, 2091 nucleotides. RefSeq names its product serine/threonine protein kinase PRR2 (gene PRR2). Gene Ontology annotation, biological process: intracellular signal transduction; protein phosphorylation. The transcript has a single exon. NCBI's taxonomy places the organism in Eukaryota, Fungi, Ascomycota, Saccharomycetes, Saccharomycetales, Saccharomycetaceae. The coding region runs from base 1 to 2091 and encodes 696 amino acids. Gene Ontology annotation, molecular function: protein serine/threonine kinase activity; ATP binding. The record is from RefSeq and is a predicted model, not a curated record.